AUGGCAGGCACACCGACGCGGAGAGCCCCUUAUAAGGACACUCUGCAGCCUGCUUUGCAUCGACGCUUCUCCUCCACAGCCAGCCUGUUGUUGGCCGUGUCAUACAUCGAAGCGAUUCUCUUGGGAAGCUGGGACUCGUAUUUCUGGUCUUGGUUUCCUCUUGGCCCCGUAGGCUUUCGAACGCUGCUAGUCUUCUCUUGUGGCCUUGCCAUCCUCAUUCUUCGAAUUGCGAGCUACCAUGUCGGCGUAAAAACGACAGGAUCCGGGCUGCAAACGUUGGCGUCUUCGCUCGCCGCCCUUAGAACCUACGAGACGGCAUUCUGGUACAUUGCUUCGAGCCUGCUCUACUGCACCGUCUACCUGGGAACAAGAGAUGAAGGGACGAACCUCCAAUGGAUCAAUUACUUCAGCGGGGAUCGCGCCAGGCUAAACGAGCGACCUCUCUUCCUGAAUUGCUACAUGUUUACUUUUGCCCUGGUUCAGACCGUCGAACAUUACAGAGGUGAUAUCGACCGUCUGGAUCUUGGUUCGCUGGAGAGAAGGCAGGCGGUUGAGCAAAAGAGCUUGGGUUUCGUGUCGGGCUCCCUUCAAACCCUCCUCUUAGAGCUGCCCCAAGCUUUUGUUGACAGCACCAAAGUCGCUCUCUUGACCUUUCCCGCGACAAUCGUCAUAUACUAUUUCUUCUUGAGAUCGUUUGCCUGGUCAUGGGCCAUGAUGUUCCUGCGGCCAUUCUACAACAUGCCCAGGUCCAACAUGCUUCCGUCUUCCUGGCCCCUGGAUAUUUACCUCAUCAACCGAUGCAUCCUCGCAGGAAUCGGCCUUGGAUUUAUAUGGGCGGCAGGCAACCGGGCUUUCUCAGUCUUCAUGGUUAAGAAGCCUUUGAAGAACGAUAAUCCCCUGACAUCCGACUCUAAGGAUCCCAACGGCAGCCUUCUGAAUGGCCUAAAGAGCAAGAAACUUUCCAUCAAGGCCUUUGCCAUGUGGGAGUUGGCCCUCCUUGCUGAAAGCUGCGAGACACGAAGGCGGAGUAUCUUCAACGAUAUAGACCGCAAAGAUGGGCCCAUGUGGUCUCAGCUGUACUCAAUUUGUAUGGAAACUUUGAAAAGCGUCGAGGACCACGUUGAUGCUUAUGGAAAGCCCGCGCCACAAGCUGCCCCUCUGGCUGAAAAAGUCGAAGAAAGGCACCGUUCAUCAGCUCCGUUGAGAGAAGACCCUAUAUUCACAAGUCAAGCCAAGCAAGCCAAUCUGCGAACCGGUCUUGAACAGGCUCUAGAGAGACUUGCCCGAAAGCCUGGCUCAACCCCCGCUUCAGAGCUUAGCCCCAUCGCUCGCAAAACGUGGCAGAGCGCCAAGGACCGAGUGCUCAGCAAAGAACAACAAGACGCAGUCUCUCCCGAUCAUUUAAAGGAUCAAGUCUGGCAAUUCGCCACUCGGUUGAUGUCAAUUGGAUGGAUCGGCGAUCUAAUUCGACAUGAUUUCCGCACACAAUUCACCGCUGCAGUUCUGGGAGGUCCCUAUGCUGAGCCUACAUUGCCCGCCAAUGCAGCCAUCGCUCUCUGCCAACUGGCUGUGCACAGUUUGGCGGAAGACUCGUAUGGCAAUGUUCACAGGGAUGUCCCAAAUAUCAUCCGAACCUUGACAGCAGUCAUUAAGAAGGUGGAGGGACUGAAAGCACAAUUCCCACUGCAUUGGACCGACUACAAUGGGCUAAAGGAGUGCCCCGAGGUGGACGAGCUGGUGCAGAAGAUGAAGACCGGUUUUGAGCAAGUCGUUGUCAAGUUUGAACCUUACAGUACAGACCUGAGGCUUACGCUUACGGACCUGCGAUUUGCAAAAGAAGCCAUUGGCAAGCCAGAGGCGAAGAAGGAAAAGGCAAAAGAGUUGAAGAUGGUUAAAGCUAAGGAAGUGGCCUUUGACACAAGACUCAGCGAUGACUGGGCACAGAGGAAAGCAGCACUACGAAGAGAAUUCAGACGGCCAGAGAUGGAGCAGGUCCGAUAUUAA
Molecule: messenger RNA, 2004 nt
Organism: Trichoderma gamsii
Lineage: Eukaryota; Fungi; Ascomycota; Sordariomycetes; Hypocreales; Hypocreaceae
Exons: 3
Coding region: 1-2004 (667 amino acids)
Biological process (GO): nuclear pore organization; spindle pole body localization
Cellular component (GO): nuclear pore transmembrane ring; spindle pole body
Molecular function (GO): spindle pole body-nuclear membrane anchor activity
Source: RefSeq, a predicted model, not a curated record